Otolemur garnettii (small-eared galago) is the source of this 888-nucleotide messenger RNA. RefSeq names its product ankyrin repeat and SOCS box containing 9 (gene ASB9). Gene Ontology annotation, molecular function: protein binding. The transcript has 7 exons. The coding region runs from base 1 to 888 and encodes 295 amino acids. NCBI's taxonomy places the organism in Eukaryota, Metazoa, Chordata, Mammalia, Primates, Galagidae. The record is from RefSeq and is a predicted model, not a curated record. Gene Ontology annotation, biological process: protein ubiquitination; intracellular signal transduction; positive regulation of protein catabolic process.
AUGGACGGCGGCGAACGAGGGGGCAAGAGCAGCGGCCGGCCCCCCGGGCUAGGAGCCUGUCCUAAUACCAGGCUCUUUUCAAACCCAUUGAUGGGCGAUGCUGUGUCUGACUGGUCUCCUGUGCAUGAGGCUGCUGUCCUCGGACGUCCACUGUCUCUGAGGAACCUCAUAAACCAGGGGUGGCCUGUGAACCUCAUCACAGCCGAUCGUGUCUCCCCACUUCAUGAAGCCUGUCUUGGAGGUCAUCUCUCCUGUGCAAACAUUCUCUUAAGGCAUGGGGCUGACGUGAAUGGCGUGACGGCAAACUGGCACACCCCCUUGUUUAACGCCUGCAUCAGCGGCAGCCAGGACUGUGUGAGUGUGCUUCUGCAGCAUGGAGCCAACCCACAGCCUCAGAACGAUCUGGCAUCUCCCAUGCAUGAAGCUGCUAAGAGAGGCCACAUGAAGUGUAUUGAGACCCUUGUUACUUACGGGAGUGACAUUGACUAUAACAUUAGCCACCUGGGAACUCCACUCUAUGUGGCUUGUGAAAACCAGCAGAUAUCCUGUGUCAGAAAGCUUCUGGAGUCAGGCGCCAACGUGAACCAAGGAAGAGGUCUGGAUUCCCCUCUUCAUGUAGUGGCCAGGAAAUUGAAUGAGGAGCUAGCCAAUCUGCUCAUGGACUUCGGGGCUGACUUCCAGGCCAAGAAUGCUGAAGGCAAACGUCCUGUGGACCUGGUGCCUCCCGAUAGCCCUCUGAGCCAGCUCUUCAUGGAGAGAGAAGGGCCCCCUUCUCUGAUGCAGUUGUGCCGCCUUCGAAUUCGGAAGUGCUUUGGAGCUGGGCAGCAUUAUAAGAUAACCGGACUCGUCCUCCCGGAGGAGCUGAAGCGCUUUCUCCUACAUCUUUAA